Messenger RNA from Caenorhabditis elegans, 469 nucleotides. RefSeq lists its product as uncharacterized. The coding region runs from base 122 to 370 and encodes 82 amino acids. The record is from RefSeq and is marked reviewed. NCBI's taxonomy places the organism in Eukaryota, Metazoa, Nematoda, Chromadorea, Rhabditida, Rhabditidae. The transcript is spliced from 3 exons.
AUUUGACGGCCAGAACCCCACAAAAACACGAAAAAUAAACAUUGCCACGUCACCAAAAAUGAGUAAUAUAUAAACUGGCGCUUAUCAUUGUUAUCAUUCAACCUUUUAAACUUCAAAACUGAUGAAAUUUUUCACUUUUCUUCUCGUUCUUAUCACAACUCUCUCAGUUCUCUUUUCCGGCGUCUCGGCAGAAAUGGACUCAAAAACACCGGAAAAUGCUCCAAAAUCUAAUGCUCCAGAGCACAUCCCUGGCUCCAACAUGAUCGGAGCCGGUAGGGGGCAUCGUGUGCAGAACUGGAAGAGCUCACAGGGAGCUACAGACAAAUCUGACCAACCACAACAGCAGCAACAUCAGGAUCAGCAAAAAUAAUUUGUUUUUAAUUUUGUUUAAUUUUGUAAAAAAAAUGUGUUUUAUAUGCGAAUAAGUUAAACCCGUUUAUUUCAAUAAAAUUUUUAAUAAAAUAUACAA